AUGGGUGUUGUAACAUAUGAAGGACAGGUUGCUUGUUCAAUCCCACCAGCCAAGAUGUUCAAGGUAUUUAUCCUUGACUCUGAAACCCUCCUCCCGAAGGUCUUGCCUCAGGCCAUUAAGAGCAUUGUCCAUCUUGAAGGAAAUGGAGGUCCUGGUACUCUCAGACAAAUCAAUUUUAGCAAAGGUAGCCCAUUGACUUAUGUGAAGGAGACUGUUGAUGCGAUAGAUAAAGAAAAUUUCAUAUUUGAAUAUUCAGUAGUUGAAGGCGAUCCUGCUCUCAUGAACAACGCAAUUGAGAAAAUCGCUUAUCAGAUUAAGUUUGAACCCUCUCCUGAUGGAGGAUCCAUUUGCAGGCGUAGCAGCAAGAGCUAUACUGUCGAUGGGAUUGAGGUUAAUGAAGAGGAAAUUAAGGCUGGCCAAGCAACGGCUAUGGAACUCUUUGCCGGAAUAUUCAAGACUUUUGAAGCUUAUGCCUUGGCUAAUUCUGAUGCCUGA
This is a messenger RNA of Jatropha curcas, 495 nucleotides long. Its product is annotated as major allergen Pru ar 1-like. Gene Ontology annotation, cellular component: nucleus; cytoplasm. NCBI's taxonomy places the organism in Eukaryota, Viridiplantae, Streptophyta, Magnoliopsida, Malpighiales, Euphorbiaceae. The record is from RefSeq and is marked provisional. Gene Ontology annotation, biological process: defense response; abscisic acid-activated signaling pathway. Gene Ontology annotation, molecular function: abscisic acid binding; signaling receptor activity; protein phosphatase inhibitor activity.